Messenger RNA from Osmerus eperlanus (European smelt), 3662 nucleotides. Its product is annotated as BMP/retinoic acid-inducible neural-specific protein 3-like. Gene Ontology annotation, cellular component: cytoplasm; dendrite; neuronal cell body. Gene Ontology annotation, biological process: cellular response to retinoic acid; negative regulation of mitotic cell cycle; positive regulation of neuron differentiation. The transcript is spliced from 9 exons. NCBI's taxonomy places the organism in Eukaryota, Metazoa, Chordata, Actinopteri, Osmeriformes, Osmeridae. Bases 853 to 3147 code for a protein of 764 amino acids. The record is from RefSeq and is a predicted model, not a curated record.
UGCGGAGUAGGCGGGUCAAGCAGAGCGCGCGGGCUGCCGCGGACUUUAUAAAGGAAUAUUUAACCACCAUCCAGAGGCACUUAGACAUUCCGUGAAGCAUUACCGAACCGCAUUCGUUCGCAUCUGCCCUGCAUGAAGAGCCCACCGGUGUUUAGUAGGAGUAGCGUGCACGCAUUCCCAAUCGAGUAGCGUUAUUGCUCGCUCGCUCGCUCGCUCGCUCUCUCGCUCUCUCUCUCUCUCUCUCCCUCUCACCCCUCUCUCCCUUUCUCUAUCUCUCGGUGGGUAAUUUCAUUUGGUAAAGUCAUUAUCCCCUGAAAGGUCAAAGUCUCUGCUUCCAGGAACGUAAAAUUAUAUUCGGAUAACCUGACUUUGCCAAUCGUUCCAUAAUGAAAAGCAUUUCGUUCCAGAAGUUUUCCAGUGGGCAAGAGCGGUAGAAGGAUUGCUCGGUUGCGCAGAAUUAAAUGGUAACCUGCUAUUGCCUUUUUGGAUUCUUUUUGGAUGUUACGAGUUUUGUAUCCACUGUUCAGGCUGUAACUCGUUCACCCCGAUAUUGACUGCAUGAAAUGAGAUUGUCCACAAUUUUGGAAACUUGAGGAACAACCACAUCAUACGAUUCUAGAGGAGAAUGGGAGAUGCGGAGUUAAACUUUCUCUGCUGUUCAGAAGCUCGGUGCUCAGGGGAACGUGAGGAUAUGCAGCUCCCCAGGUGUUCCCAGUGGAGGAGAGAACUGACGUGUGACUGUGGCUGCUGAUCGCCUCCCCCUCCUUCUCCUCCUCCGCCUCCCUCGCUCCCCCCUCUCCCCCCCCCCCCCAUCGCUCCCCCCCCCCCCCCCCCCCCCCCCCCCAUCCUCUGAUGGCUCCAUGGGGGCUCCCCAGCCUCCGCCUGCACUGCUGGGCCUGGAUGUGGCUCCUGGCCGCAGCUGUGGACAGCCUCCCCAACGAGCAGCCGGGCGGGCCCCUGGACUGGCUCCUGUCGGACAAGGGCCCCUUCCACCACUCCCAGGAGUACACCGACUUUGUGGAGAGGAACCGCCAGGGCUUUUCCACCCGAUACAAGAUCUACAGGGAGUUUGGGAGGUGGAAGGUGAACAACUUGGCCGUGGAGAGGAGAGACUUCCUGGAGUCGCCGUUGCCUCUGACUCCAGAUUUCGUCCGCAACAUCCGUCUCCUUGGCCGUCGGCCCACCACCCAGAUGAUCACCGACAACCUGAUCAGGAAGUACGGAACCCACUUCCUGUUGUCGGCCACGCUAGGAGGAGAAGAGGCCUUAACGAUAUUCGUGGACAAGCGUAAAUUGAGCAAGAAGGCGGACGUGAGCGAUUUCUCGGGCUCUGGGAACUCUUCCUCAGUGAGUCUGGAGGCUCUUCACCAGCUGGCGGCCUCCUACUUCAUCGACAGGGAGAGCACCCUGCGCAAGCUGCACCACAUCCAGAUAGCCUCCACCGCCAUCAAGGUAACAGAGACCCGGACAGGCCCUCUUGGCUGCAGUAACUAUGACAACCUGGAUUCUGUGAGUUCUGUAUUGGUUCAGAGUCCAGAGAACAAGGUUCAUCUUCAAGGCUUGCAGGUGAUUCUGCCCGACUACCUGCGGGGCGGCUUCGUCCGAGCGGCGCUCAGCUACAUCGCCUGCAACGGCGAGGGCGCCUUCGUCUGCAAAGACAACGACUGCUGGUGCAGGUGCGACCCGAAGUUCCCAGAAUGCAACUGCCCCUACACGGACAUCCAGGCCAUGGAGGAGAGCCUCAGGCGCGUCACGGAGACCUGGGGGGCGCUCUACAGAGAGUUCGAGGAUUCAGACGAGUUCAAAACCUUUCUGACGAGGCUUCCCCAGAACAUCUUCCUGAACUCGACCACGAUCCAGCACCUGUGGUCCCUGGACGGCGUGUUCCAGUGGCGCUACGAGCAGCUGGAGAACAACAUGCGCCUGCUCUUCAGGAGAGCCCAGCGGGUCGUCUUCAAGCUCUUCAGCCUCAGCAAGAGGUGCAAUAGACAGCCCAGCAUCCGCCUCCCCAUUGGACGGCCCCAGUCCUACUGGCUGAACCACUUCCAGUCUCUCCUCUACUGCUCCGAGAACAACCAGCUGGGCUCCUUCUCCGAGGAGCUCCGCAGAUGCUCCUGCAGCCACGAGCACAGCCCCUGCCAGGCCCCUCCGCCGUGCUCCACCGGGGAGGGCCACGCCUGCGCCGCCUGCGCCCCGGACAACCACACCCGCUGCGGGAGCUGCAACGCGGGCUACGCCCUGGUGCAGGGGCUCUGCAGGCCGACGGUGGCCGACUCCACGGAGAACUACCUGGGCUUCGAGACUGACCUUCAGGACCUGGAGCUGCGCUACCUUCUCCAGAGAGCCGACCGAAGGCUGGAGGUGCACGCCAUCUUCAUCAGCAACGACAUGCGCCUCAACAGCUGGUUCGACCCGUCGUGGAGGAAGAGGAUGCUGCUGACGCUCAAGAGCAACAAGUACAAGUCCAGCCACGUCCACAUGCUGCUGGGCGUGUCCAUGCAGGUGUGCCUCACCAAGAACAGCACCCUGGAGCCCGUGCUCACCCUCUACAUCAACCCUUUCGGGGGCAGCCACUCGGAGAGCUGGUACAUCCCCGUGAGUGAGAACAGCUUCCCGGACUGGCAGGCCACGAAGCUGGACCUCCCGCUGGAGUGCUUCAACUGGACGCUCACCCUGGGGAACCGGUGGAAGACCUUCUUCGAGACCAUCCACAUUUACCUGAGGAGCCGGAUCAAGACGCAGGGGGGGGGCGGGGCCGCGCCCGGGAACGACACUGUUUACUACGAGCCUCUGGAGAUGGUGGACGCCUCGCGGAACCUGGGCUACAUGAAGAUCAACAGCAUCCAGGUGUUCGGCUACAGCAUGCACUUUGACCCGGAAGCCAUCCGCGACCUGAUCCUGCAGCUGGACUACCCGUACACCCAGGGCUCCCAGGACUCGGCCUUGCUGCAGCUGCUGGAGAUCAGGGACCGAGUCAACCGGCUGUCCCCUCCAGGGCCCCAGAGGCUGGACCUGUUCUCCUGCCUCCUGCGGCACAGGCUCAAACUAACUGCCAGCGAGGUGGUCCGUAUCCACGCCUCCCUCCAGGCCUUCGGGGCGCGCUUGCCCAACUCUUUGGAUUACGAGACCACCAAACUGUGUAGCUAACAGCUGUCUGAGGAACUCUGAGGAGGUGGGGGCUUCCUGGAGAAAGCAGAGGGCUCCGCGACACCUGGAUCGCGUCCUGAAAGUGUGGAUUUCGGUCGCGACAACAACUGACUGGAUUAGCAUACAGUGCCACCAAAUAGUGCAGUUAACUGUGUGGGGGGAGAACGGGGAACAGAUGGAGAACGUUCCGGGAUGUUUGCUUCUUGUUGAGUGGCGAGGACUCGCCACAGGAGAAACUGUCAGCUGGAAGACAAACAAAUGACAACCAUUAACAACACAUCUACAAUUUCCAACAUGUAAUUCUCUUGGUAUUAACUUGACCAUCUUGUUCAAACGCAGACCUUCUCAUUUACACAGUAUCCACCGAACACAAAUGAAGAGAACUUUGAAGAUAUAUGGUCAAAUAUGGUUGUUUGUAAUUUUUAUAUGUUCUUUUGCUUCAGUGACAGUGCUAUUUCCAUGAUGACCAGAAUACAGUGGUGUCAGUCAGUUUUGUAGAUAAAUUGUUAUUAAAA